Nelumbo nucifera (sacred lotus) is the source of this 1443-nucleotide messenger RNA. RefSeq lists its product as uncharacterized. Lineage: Eukaryota; Viridiplantae; Streptophyta; Magnoliopsida; Proteales; Nelumbonaceae. The record is from RefSeq and is a predicted model, not a curated record.
AACGAAAAAUGUUUUCAAAUUUUCCUUCCCAUCCAAACCCAGACCCAGGGAAGGAAAAAAUUGAAAAGAUAUUUGAUAUUCGAGUGGCAUAAAAAUUAGAAGCUCAGAAGUCAGAACGUGUGGCUGCCAUCCCUGCCGUGAAGGAAAUAGAAAAUUUUGCUUCUCUCCUUCUCCUUCAACCGUCACAAAUGCAAAUGGUAAUGGACUUCAUAAAUCAUAAUGACAGUUACAAGAAAGUAAAACAACAUCCCAGCCUCUCCUCUACUUUUCUUUCUCUCCCCACACCAACUCCUCACUACCACAGCUUUAUUCGUCCACCAGCAAGAGGACCUGCAGUCUCGCAUUCAUGGCGCAGUUCACUGCUCAGGGAGGUCUAAAGCUGUUCUUCAAUGGUAAGGGAGUCUCUUUUCGGUUCGAUUCCAAUGACCCAUUUCAUUAUAAAGGGGCUGGCAGGAUCAGAUUCGUGGAUGCCCGUCCUAUUCAACCCCACAACAACAAUACCAGAUCCUAUCGGUCUAGCCGAGUUUUCAGUUCACUGGGAAAGAAACCCAGCGGCUUCAGUACAGAGGAACGCUUGGUCGCUGAUGAUGGUGGCGAAGUUGACCUGGGUUUUGAUGAAGAUGAUCAGUUUGAGAAUGAUGAAUUGUCUUGUUUCAGAGGUUUGGUUUUGGACAUCUCUUACAGGCCUAUCAAUGUUGUUUGCUGGAGGCGUGCUAUUUGUUUGGAGUUUAUGGAGAAGGCUGAUGUCUUAGAAUAUUAUGAUCAGACAGUAAAUUCUCCCAGUGGAUCCUUCUACAUACCAGCUGUGUUAAGGGUUCCACAUUUAUUGCAGGUUGUCAAGAGAAGAAGAAUUAAACAACACCUUAGCCGUAAAAAUAUAUUUUUCCGGGAUAUGUUCACUUGUCAGUAUUGUUCUUCACGUGAGAACUUGACAAUUGAUCAUGUUCUGCCAGUUUCUAAAGGUGGAGAGUGGAAGUGGGAAAAUCUGGUUACAGCUUGUGCAAAAUGCAAUUCAAGAAAAGGUCAGAAGACUUUAGAAGAAGCAAAUAUGAAGCUUGUCAAGGUUCCAAAGGCCCCAAAAGAGUAUGACAUACUUACCAUACCGCUGACAACAGCAGCUAUAAAGAUGUUGAGGAUGAAAAAGGGGACCCCUGAGGAGUGGCACCAGUACCUAGCAAAGCCAUCUUCAGAGCCAUGACACAACUCAUAAUUCCAACACACCACAUUACAUUCAUACAAUCUGUAUAUAGUAAUAUUGUGGUCACCAUCAUGAAUCUUUCUCACUAAGGUGCCUUGAAAAGUUGUCAUGUAUUCUGUUGCAAAUCUUACUAAAACUUCUCUUGGCAAAUUUCUGGUUCCCUAAUGUCUACAAAGUUUAUUACCAAAAAUAAUUGUAUACAAAGUUCAUGUAUAGCAACUCAAAUCCUAAUGUAUAUUAAUGAA